Molecule: messenger RNA, 9024 nt
Organism: Seminavis robusta
Lineage: Eukaryota; Bacillariophyta; Bacillariophyceae; Naviculales; Naviculaceae
Source: the annotation of a GenBank genome assembly
AUGACAAGUGGGGAGGGCAUCAACGGAGAGGGAGGACUCGAUAAGAAGCAGCUCGAUGCCUUCUUCGAGGACGCGGAAAUGAAAAGCGACUUUGGAACUACGUUUGAACGGGAUGGAGUCGAUUUCCAAGUCCCACCCACUUCGACACCCAUCGACCGCACUGUUUCCGCUGUUUGCCGCAUAUUGAAAUUGCUCAUCUCACAGCUGCCAGUGAGGUUCGGAGAUCCCGACGACGACGGCAGAGAAAAAAACGAAACCACAAAGCUUCACUCGCUUAUGCGCCGAGUCAUUCUGUCUCUCGGGGAGGAAUCGGCAAAGGCAGCGGCAGGAGUAUUUGAGGCGCACCUUUCGCAAUUCUCGGACCCACAGGUGCUGGAGAAUGACAUGGAUUUUGUUCUUGAUAUCCUUGACUACUUCUCCAAACUUACCGGAUCCUGCGCCAUUGAGGGGCUCGAGCUGGCGACCGAUCCUACCCCAGCUGACCUUUCGAUCACCAUCUACCGGGAGUGCGUCGUGUUGUCUAUGCUUCGAUCGGUGCUGGAUUCUAGAAGCUGGGCACGCGACACAUUCCGCGACUGCGGAGGCUUCACAAGCUUGACAAGGAUUGUGCUAAGCCUCAAGGGUGUGGCCAACAGUAGCGAUGGUGGUUCAGAAGAAGGUUUUGCCUCGUUGGUAAAGCUACUUCAACAUAUCCUUGGUGUCGUGGAUGCGGCCAAUGGAAGCAAGGCUCGCACGACUCGCUCGUCAGAUGUAACGGCCAUACUUGUUGACCCAGUGUCAUCCCAGCGAGCACUGGCUACACCAGCAGCAGCAAAUCGAUUUUAUCUGAGACGGCGAGGUUUCUACCUUGACCUGGCAGCUUCUCUUGUUGUUACGGGGGCCCUUGACACCGAAGAGAAGGCAGAGAGUCUCUUUGAUGUGGCAAUGGGACAUAUGGAUCCCCAGAUGAAAUUCUCGGACGCCGCCAACGGUGGCGACAAAGGCGCAAAACCGGAUAUUUGGAUGCUUCGAAACCCAGACGCAAUUCGCCUCGUCCUUGCGCUUGCAAUGCUCACGCCCAGUAGUGCUGCUCACGGGAAGGAAAUGUCAAAGAAAGUCUUGGACCAGAUGCUCGAACUGUGCACCGACGAGCACACGGGUUCGACACUAACACAAUUUGCAACCACUGGAAUGUGCUGGUCAUUGACCAAUCCAAUGGAAUUUGCUCCGCUCUUUGACGACGCGACACACCACCUUCACACGAAGUUUGUGACCCUGCUGAGAAAGAUAGCUGCCUUCAGCAUGUCGCACUCGGAUUUUGUGUCGCUGCUGCGAUCUGUGGCAGGUCCUAUUCUCAAGGACGAGAGCGUGGGUCGUAUCAGGCUCCCUGUGAUCAGUUCGUCCGUUGCUCGUUCCGCACCUCAGCCUGCGCUGUUAAGCACAUCUUCAGAAGCAUUCAAAGAAAAGGACGAUGACUUUUGCAAACGCCUGAAGUCGCUCUGUGUGAUUGCAGAGAAGGGCGACCGGGCUCCUUUGUGUCGAGUGGGUGGUGACACAAUUAACACCAUCGCCGUGCUACUGCACCAAACAAAGCUCGAGGAAAGACUGUAUGCUUGUGCUCAUGAGGGGCGCCUCAAAUUCAUGGAGAUUGAGAGCAUUGAUGGCUCCGCCCUUACCUCCGAAGGAUUGGCUUCCGCAGGCACAGUCGCACCAGUUUCCGGCCAGGGUAGUGAAAGAGUUUGGACGCCGCUCGCUAACUCAGGAUUCUCGUACUCGAUGUGGCUACGACACAGUGCGAUGGGCAAAGAUAAGACUCUUGGAAACUUGUACGUGCUGGAUAUCUCGAGUCCUGCUUCGGCGCAAACCGACGGACAGAGCUCUGUGUUCCUUUCGGUUUGGUACGACGUUCAAAACAUGACCUUCAACGUCGUUACUUCAGCUUCAAACAAGAGUGACCCCAUCAGCUUUCCAGUAUCACCGUUAACCCCAGAUGUCUGGCACCAUAUCUUAUUGACAUUCACUCCGCCAAAGAGGCAAGGAAUGAUGUCGAGGAAGGCCAUGUUGAAUCUAUUUGUUGAUGGACGUCCACUGGAGGCUGAUGUGAAGGUGGAGAGCGUCAAUCUACCCCCAAAUUCUAAGGUCAUCAUCGGUGCCCCAAAUCCAACUUUGGCAACCAGCGGCAUUAUCAGAGGGUCCAUGCCUCACUGGGAGGUUGGAUCUGUGCUGAUGCUCUCAACCAUCUUGCUGGAUUUGGACGCAACAGCAAUCUUCACGUUCGGCCCAGACUUUCCCGGUCUCUUCUGGGGCGAUCGACCCCAGAGGCUGUCCCUAGCUGCAACGGGAACUACAACUUUCUCCAUGCUUGCCGAGAACGGUGAAAGAGGAAGUGUUGCGAGUGCUUUGCGACGCCGAGACUUGUCAAGAUUGGAGGUUGCUGGCCUGAUCGCCAGAAAGGGAGUUGACGCUCAAAGAGUCGAAGACAGAGACUCGCUUGCCUCUUUGGGUCUCCUUUGCACUUUGCCACCGGAAUGCAUUGUGUUUGGCUAUCGCUCAAGCACUGUUACUCAUAAAGUACAGUCGGAGAGUCGCAGAAACGAUUACGCCCCUGAGCGUCUUGUGAACUUGGCAAGAAUCAAUGCUACGAACGAGACAGCUUCCACCGACGCAAUCGUACAUGGAAAGGCCAGCGUCGUGGCUCCAAAUUGCUUUGCGGACAACCUACAGUGGGUCGGCGGACCAUCGGUUUUACUCCCUGUUGUGAAUGCAACUCGAUCGGUUCGGUCCAUCGCGCUCUCCCUUCGCCUUAUUCGAGCCAGCACACACAGACACACUCCAAACCUCCAAAUGAUGCAAGCUGGGGGUGGCUAUAGAAUGCUUGCUGUGUUGCUAAAGGAGAAGCGCGUCGUUGACGAGAGGAUUCUGGACCAAUGCAUGGCCUUCGCUGUGCAUGGAUUCUACUCUUAUCCCAGCAAGGAAGAGAAGGAGCAGGACGACGACGAGCAAUUCACAGCCGUCGUUUCUGACUCCAGCAAGUGGGUCUUCUCUGAUCUUGACGCAAUGAAAUACCUGCUGCUCAAUCACCAAGUCUGGGACGCAAGGUUUUCCGGUCCUCAAAUUCCCAUUCGGCUACUCUCGUUUUUGAAUCGCUUGGUUGGACAUGCAGCGGUACACAAAGCCUUCAAUGCUAGGAGGUUGCAUUUGCUUGGUAUUGUGCGAUGGGCAUUGCACCUCAUGCUGGAUGCUGCAGACUUGUACAAUAUUGGUCAUUAUGUCAAACAUGCGUCUCCCGACGAUACCUCUGUGAACAGAACUGCUGCCGGAAGCAGCUGGUACUGUGAAGCUCCAGCGGUUGACGAUGUUGCAGUUGGAGGGGAUCCAGGCAAUCCCUUCUUGCAAGGGUGCAAAACUUUGCUUCGUCGUGUUUUGACGUUCAUGUUGACCCCAGGAGACUUGGAGGCUGUUGCAGAAGCCGUCAUGUAUACGGUUUCAAGCAGUGCGUCGUCCGCCAAAGGAGGCGAUAAGAAAAGGGGCCGCGGAGGCGACUCAGACGCUGGCCUCUUGUUGCCCGGUCAAAUUGUACGAGUUUACCUCGUCAGACUCUUGGAGGAGCUCAUUGUGGAUGGCGUGAACGAGAUUGUGGCAUCAGCGGUUGCUGGCGACAGCAAGGAACAACCUGUUCGACCCCACGCAGGUGGCAUCGCGAACCAAACCAAGUCGUACCUAUCAACAACUGUAUCAAGGGGUCGCCUGCCUGACGGCGAUUACCACCCGAAACAUCCCCAGGUUCAAAACUUUCUCAAGGCGUUCGCUCGGGUUUUAACACCUGUUUGGUUUGCUUCUCUGCUGGAAGGCUGCCAUGACCAAGCGUCUGCCUCAGCCGUCCUUCGGCUGAUGAUUUUGAUGCUUCAGGGCUCUGAGUCCUUCGAGGACGCAUUCGAGGACUCUGGUGGAUUCGCCCCCUUGGUGCUCAGUAUUCCCAAGUUUUCAACUUGUCCUGGGAUCAACAUGGCCAUGCUCAGUCAGCUACUGCACGUCCCAAUUCUUCAUCUCCCCUGCUUUCCAACUCUUGACGCAGAGCAGCUGUACGAAGUUUUUGACUCUGAAAGUGAGGAGCCUGACGAAGUGAUCAACGAAGACGGAUCUGAUCCGUCCUGUGGAAUAUUUGCCCUCUUGGCAGAGUGUCUUGGUCGAAACAUCCAGCUCGCGCUUGCCGAGAAUGAACAGGGAAGAAAAGCCAGCGAAACAAACAAAGCAGUACUACAGUUGUUGAAGAACCGACACACAAACUCACUCUCCUUCCAGCAGUUCUGCUGCACACCGGCGUUCCUUGAGCCUUUGUCACAGGCUUUGUGCCUCAUUCACGACGAAAAGCUACAGCUACAGCAACGCGCAGGUGGGUCGCCUCGAAUUUCGGAUACGUUCGAGCCGAGGUACAGCAGGAGUGCCUCCCGUCGCGGUAAUCUUGCUGAUGUUCCGAAGAACGUGACUCCAACGGAGCGCUUCAUAGGAAAACCAGAGGAGACAGGGAGCACUGGAGUCGGCAUGGUAGAAAUGAUUCGAUUGGUUGUUUCACACGCUGUAAUGACAGGCCCAUUUGCGGCGCCUCUGGUGAGCGCGCUCUUCAAGUCCUUCCCCAUUCACGCAUCGCCGGAACAAGUCGAAGCUUUCCAUCUCGUCCUCAUUGACCUUUGCAAAGCAGUGGUUGAAGAAGCCUUGCAACACGGAGACAGCAUCGCUCUUGCCAACUGCAUCGGGGUGAGCUCGGUGCUUCUUGACCAACUCAUGGCGGGUUUCUUCACAUCAGAGCACGUUCUGGAGGCUGUUCGCAUGAUUCUGUCCAUUCUUCAGUGCAUCACGACUACGGAAUCCUUCGCGGCUAGCCAAUUGGAUGCCUCGGAACAGUCCAUGUUGAAUCUGGACGCGGCACACAUGGCCAGGCUUACUUGUGUUGCAGCUCUUCGCAACAGUCGUCCAACUGGGCCCGAGGAUGUGGGAGACCAAGACUUGCAGCUGGCCGUUCUCAAGCAAAUAUCGUCAAAUAUUCAGUUUUUGAUGUUUUCGGCAAACAUUGGUCAGUCGUCAAGAAGUCGGACGUCGAAUAACUCCUUGCUCAGACCGCAGCCGGGGACAAAGCUCUUUCCGCUUUGGCAGUCAAGCAGUCUCGUGCGAUGUGCCCCACCAUGGAAAGUGUGUAUGUACCCAGAUCUAGCGGAGACGGAUGAACCGGACCGGAUGUUCGUGGUACCGCUCAUGGUUGAGAUCAAUAUGCUGCUUCUGGAUUCGAGGGAAGUAAUUCGGGACGAAUCAAUUGCCGUGGUAGUUGCGCUGUUGCAGCUACGUAGAGGAAUCAUGUCGGAGAUUCUAAUUGCCGAGAUCCGCCAUGGGGACCGCAAGGAGACUAUUGACGUAAUGAAUCGAGGUGGCUUCAGCGCGCUUCUUGCUGCCCAUGAAGCUGCAUCUGCAUCGGGAAACCUUGCAGCUGGCGGGGCUGGCAAGCGCAAGUAUGGCGCUUUUUUUGAGUGGCUGGAACGCAAUGAAGCGAAGGUGCAACUUAUUUUUGAGCUUGUGAACACAGAAGCAGCUCGUUUGUUGCCAGGGUUGGAGUCCGGUGCUGCUACACCUCAGGAAGCAGUGGAAAACGAGCAGAAACUCAUGCUUUUGAAGCUGACGUCACAAGAUUCUUCAGACCGUACAAUUUUGGGCGGAUUGGAGAGAGCAGAGCUAGCUCAAAGAGCGUACGACAAAACAGCAGAAAGUCACUCCUACUGGAAGCGCCAGGGAUUUGACGACCUGGCUUCAGGUGCCAUGCAAUGGAAGUUCCUUCUGAGGCAAUUGAAGGGUUCUUGUACCAUUUGGGAAGGAGGCAGGAGCUACGAAGAAAUAACCUUCUCAAAAUGGAAGCAACAGUUCUACUCGAUGUUGAAGAAGAAGAGCAAGCAUUCACGCAAGCUCUUCGAGCAGGGACUUCUCAGUGGCAUGGCUGCACCCGAGCUCAUCAAGAGGUGGAAACUUGACCUGUCUGAAGGCCAUGAGCGUCAGCGAAGGCGCAUGUUACCAAACUACGAGUUCCAUGGUCUUUAUAACCUUGACGAACUCGAAGACGACGACGCUCCGCCUGGAUUGAAGCAAGAGGAAGAUCAAUCGAAGUCAAUGAACCUUUCUAUGGAUAGCAUGUUCAUGUCACAGGCAGAUUUCUUGCGUGGUGCUGAAUUCGAAGCCACGGCUGAUCUGUUGAAGGAAAUGAAUCUGAAGAGAGCCACUCACAAGGACGAUGACGAUGAUUACUACGAUGAAGCGGACGAGAACCAGACCGAAGCGACAGCGGCAACAAGCAAUGACGGUAGUUCCAUCGCGACCAAGGAAGACCCCGAACCUGGCCAAAGACAGGACCGCGAAUCCAACGCACCUGCUCAGAACCAACAGCCACUCCCACCCCCUGAUGCACAACAGCAAGGAGGAGAAGGCGAUUCAAGUUAUGAAUUGAUUACUGGGUUGCUGCAAGCUGGGGACUGGCCUUUGAAGUCGUACAACGUCAGACGUUGCACGGGUCUGGAAGUCAGACAAGGACUGCUGCUUUGGUGUCGUGAUGCUGUGUAUAUCGUUGAUGGCUUUGAGCAGAGUGGCGGUGACGGUCUGGACGGAAAGAUCACCAGGCUGGAGAAAGAGCAAAUCACUUAUAACAUCAACCUGAAGUCCAAACAUGGCAAAGGAGCCGAUGCAGAAGCAGAACCAGAGUCCGCCCAAAAGAAUGAAUCCAAGGGAGAAAAGGCGUCCGCGGACAACCCGAAUGAAGUCACGUAUCAGCACAGGAGUCAGAGAAUUGCAUUCAACGAACUACACUCUGUUUUCCCUCGAAGGUAUCAGUUGCAGCCUAUCGCUCUUGAGUUCUAUGACUCCAACAAUUUCGGCACGUUGAUUUCUUUCACAAACAAAGCCGAGAGGGAGGAGGUUCUGACCAAAGUCCUCCAGUCGCCCCUUCCGAACAGCAUUUUCAGUUCCAGUUAUGGGUCCUACAUCAACUUCAAGAAGUUCAUGAACAGUCUGAAAACGAAGAUCGUUUCACAGUGGACCAGCGGGAAGAUUUCCAAUUUCGAUUUCCUGAUGCAGCUCAAUUCUUUUGCUGGAAGGUCUUACAAUGACUUGACUCAAUACCCUGUCUUCCCCUGGAUCAUCGCUGACUACGACAGUGAAGAAAUCGAUCUGAAUGAUCCCAAGACAUUCCGAGACCUCUCGAAGCCAAUGGGUGGCUUGAACGAAGAGAGAGCGCACCAGUUCAGAGAACGAUAUGAUGCGCUCGCCUCUUGUUGUUUUGAUGAGAACGAUCCACCACCGUUCCACUACGGUACACACUACUCGUGUGCUGCGUAUGUACUUUACUAUCUGAUGCGGAUGGAGCCUUUCUCCCGUAUGGCAGUGUCUCUUCAAGGUGGUCGUUUUGAUGUCGCGGAUCGUCUUUUCCACGAGGUUGGCAAGAGCUGGAGGAGUUCCAGUCAAGAGAAUCUUCAGGACGUUCGUGAAUUGAUCCCAGAGUUCUUCUACCUACCAGACUUCCUAUCGAACACCAACAACUUCGAUUACGGAAUGACUCAAAAGGGAAAGCAGGUGCAUGAUGUUGUUUUGCCAAAAUGGGCGAAAGGAGACCCGAAGAGGUUUGUCCGAAUCAAUCGCCAGGCUUUGGAAAGUGAAUAUGUCAGCAAGAAUCUCCACCAAUGGAUUGAUCUUGUGUUUGGGUACAAGCAGCGGGGGCAAGAAGCCAUCGAUUGCUUGAACACUUUCGUUCAUGUUACUUACGAAGGAGAAGUUGAUCUAGAGUCCAUGACGGACCCAGUUCAACGCGCUUCCACUAUUGCUCAGAUCGAGAACUUUGGGCAAACACCAAGCCGCCUGUUUCGAAAGCCAUUCCCUCAAAAGACUGUCUACAGGUCAUGGAGAGAUCGCCAUAUUGAAUUUGGAAACUUGUCGUACCUGACUCCAUUAACGCCACCCCUUUGCAUUGUCGGAGCUCCACAGAGAGUUGCCUUGAAAGUGAUAUCAAAGGAAACCUGCAAGUUGGGUGUUCUUGAGGACUCUGACAGGCCAGUGGGAGACUUGUGCCUGCAGAAGGGGCAGCUUGUGGGUGUUGGAAGUAUGUGCGCACUGAACAUUGCCUCGAAAAAGUAUGUGCGCUUUGGAGCCCCCAACAAUGGUAUUAGUGUGCACGUGGCUGCUCCUUCAAUACGCCAACGUGAGCUGAACAAGAUUUACAGUAUGCACGAUGGCUUGCACCGAGCGCCGAUAUGUGCAGCGAGAGCAUCAUUGAAUGGUCACUGGCUUGUGACGGGCUGCAUCGAUUCAUCUGUCCGUGUCUGGUACUGGAAAGACAUGAGCGUGGAACUGCGCGCUACUCUUUGUGGCCACGAAGGUUCGCAAGUGAAAUGCAUCGAUGUCAGCACCGAGUUUGGUAUCAUUGUCACUGGUUGUGAUCACGGAAGGGUUAUUUUGUGGGACCUGCGAACGCUUACCUUUGUUCGACAGUUGCGGUUCAAUACAGACGACAACAAGAAAAUUGAUGCCCUGUGGUCUGGGAACCCAGUUGUCUCUGUUUCCGUCAACAACAAAAAUGGAAACAUUGUUGCCCUGGUUGGUCUCGAUUUGUGUGUUUUUGACGUGAAUGGCAAUCGAUUGGCGUCGUGUGGUCCUUUCAAGGACAAUAGAGCGACUUGUGCAAUUUCAACAGACGGCCCCGAAUGGAUGGACCAAGGAGUUGUCGUUGUGACAGGGCAUGAGAACGGAGAAGUCAAACUGUGGAGCAUCGACUACGAUGAGCAACAAUUGAUCCUUCGCCACGUCCUAAUGGAUAGCCCGCACAUGAGUGCCAUCACAGCGCUUCGUGUCACUGGUGUUGAACGACAAGAUACCCUACUUAUUGGAGACAAGUCUGGGCUUAUGAGCGUUUGCAAGUCUGUGACGCUCGAUACUUUCAGCAACGACGAGCUUGCGGUGGUGGUUGCGGAGCUCCAAUCUGGCAUGAAGCAGGUACAAAAGCCAGGGGAAGCGCUGAUGUAA